Messenger RNA from Anopheles aquasalis, 1690 nucleotides. RefSeq lists its product as uncharacterized. The record is from RefSeq and is a predicted model, not a curated record. Gene Ontology annotation, biological process: septate junction assembly. Gene Ontology annotation, cellular component: plasma membrane. Lineage: Eukaryota; Metazoa; Arthropoda; Insecta; Diptera; Culicidae.
ACGUUCGUGCAACCGGUUCUCUGCUUUCUGGUCUGAGCAACUCGCUCCUAGCAGUCUCGCGUGCUCUGAACUCCCGCGUGUGUGUUUAUUGCGUGCUGCAACUGCUGCGCCUGAUCUGCCUCUGAUUCGAUCGAUAGAGAAGCGCAAUCAACAACCAAUCAACCGAGCCACCAAACCGAUUCAAAAGCAAAAGGAACAGGACAUCGCCAUGGCCGUUAGCCGACUAUCCAUCAUAAAGUUUCUCGAGCUGGCCCUGGCCAUCACGUGCGUGGUGCUGCACUACAAGAGUCUCGGUGAACGUGACGACACCACCAAGCUGCUGACCGCGGGCACGUUCGUCGGGUAUAGUGUCAUCCUGAUCGCGCUGUUCGCCGGCUACCUGCUGGGCAACCCGCUUAACAAGAAGCUGGACCUGUUCUUCAGCCUGAUCGGUUGCGCAAUGUUCAUCGCGUCGGGCGUGCUGAUCCUCAAGGAGUGGGAGAACGCCUGGAGCACCGACACCAAGAAGAUCGCCAUCACGAAGGGCUCACUGGCAGUCACCAACGGGGUUCUGUUCUUCUUUGACGCCAUCUUCACGUUCCGCGACUAACCGCCCACGUGGCGCACGCCCUGAGGGAUCGUCUUCCCACACUCCCGCCUAUCCUCUACCUGUUUCCUGUUUCCUUUCCUUCUCCUUCUCCUUCUUAUGCAACCGACGGGUUCCGCAUGUACAACCGCACAGAGAGAGAGAGAGAGAGAGAGAGAGAGAGAGAGAGAGAGAGAGAGAGAGAGGCACAAGCAUGGCGAUGGCGGACGGGGGUGUUCGCGGUUCAGUUUAACAACUGGGCACACGCGCGUUUGUGUGGUGAGAAACUUUUUCAAAACUAACCCGCAAUCGAGCGUGCUGUUGAGUACUACGCCAAUGGCGCUAGGUAACGACGACAGUGGAUCACGUCUGCGUCUCCACCACCUCCACCACCACCACCACCAUCGCAGGCUUCGUUUUAAUUCGUUUUUUGUUUUUCUUUUUAAAAACGACUUUUUGAUAUUAAAACAUACAUACAUAUUUACCUCCUAAAUACAUACACAUUAUAUAUGUAUUAGAUAUAUACAUGCACGUAUACAUACACGUAAAAAUGCGCCUUAUAUGAUGGAAGUGUGUACACAUGCCGUACAGGCGUGUAAAUGUGUGUCAUCGUUGGAAAAUAAAAUUAUACAAAACAAUUGCCAUUGAAUCCGCUGCCGGGCGAAAAAUCUACUGGAAGAAAGGAAGGAAGACCGGAAAGAGAAAAGCCUUCACGGUGAGAAGGGCACGGGGAACCGCGCUAUUGUUACUAUGGGCUUCGCGGUUCCUGUAAUCCCUUCGAUCGCACGGCUCACCCGACUAACCGGAUGAGCAUUAAGAGAUGAGAGAGAGAGAGAGAGAGAGAGAGAGAAAGAGAACUUAAAAGAGAAAAUAAAGCAUAAGGAUAUGCCGUGAUUAAUCCCGGACGAUGUGAAAGGGAUGCGCCCUUGCCACCGAGAAUGGGCUUGAUCUAGCAAAAACAACAAAAAACACGGGGUCACGGCGACGAGACGAGACGAGACGAUGUUGGCCAGCCAUUAUGCAACACUCGAAUAACUGCUACUAGCAGCAGCAUCUGGACAAGGAGUUAGAUGCAUAAAUGAAAUGAUAUGAAACCCCAAAUAAAAUGAAAACCCGAGAAAACUA